Molecule: messenger RNA, 1104 nt
Organism: Arabis nemorensis
Lineage: Eukaryota; Viridiplantae; Streptophyta; Magnoliopsida; Brassicales; Brassicaceae
Source: the annotation of a GenBank genome assembly
AUGUUGGCUUUAUAUUUCAUUCUACUCGUAUGCGUUCCCUUAGCCAUCGUCAUGACUUUUACGGCUCCACGACUAGCCAUCACCGUUGCCGUUACUCAACCGGCCUUCUUAGUAAUACAAAAUUCCAAUAAGACCCUUACACCUCGCCAAGUAAUUACUUCUCCUCCACCACUAGAUCACGAUGAGUUGCUUCUUCGCCAAGCUUCUAAAGUCGGCCCAAACCCACCACCUAAAUCACCUAAAAAACUCGCUUUCAUGUUCUUGACAACAACAUCUCUUCCACUUGCACCGAUUUGGGAGCUUUUCUUCAACCAAACUUCUGAUCACAAGCUUCUCUACAAUGUGUACAUCCAUGUAGACCCAACUCAAAAACACGAACCGGGUCUCUUCGGCAUGUUUCAUAACCGGAUCAUACCGUCCUCAAAACCGGCUUACCGACACACCCCAACACUCAUCUCAGCCGCGCGUCGUUUACUCGCUCACGCACUUCUCGACGACCCAUCAAAUUACAUGUUUAUACUUCUCUCCCCUUCUUGCAUUCCGCUUCACUCCUUUAACUUCACCUACAAGUCACUCGUCUCUUCCACGAAGAGCUUCGUAGAAAUUCUCAAAGACGAGCCAGGGUGGUACGACAGAUGGGCGGCGCGUGGACGCUACACGAUGCUCCCCGAGGUACGACCCGAGGAUUUUCGAAUAGGCUCACAGUUCUGGACAUUUACACGAGCCCAUGCGCGUAUGGUAGUAAGUGACGUGAAGAUAUGGUCCAAGUUCAACAAACCUUGCGUAAGAAAAGACACGUGUUACCCCGAGGAGCAUUACUUCCCUACUCUCCUCCACAUGCGAGACCCACAAGGGUGCGUAUAUGCAACGCUCACUCACGUUGAUUGGAGGAGCGUGAACGAUUGUCAUCCUUGGACAUAUAAACCAUUGGAGGUUGGUGUUGGGCUUAUACAAAAGCUCAGAAGUGCUCGGCCUAGGUACGGGAACGGCGGUGGAACGAGGAAGGACCCGUUUUUGUUCGCCCGGAAAUUCUCUCCGGCCGGGAUCAGUCCGUUGAUGAACAUAGCUCGAAAUGUUAUCUUGAAUGAUUCGACUCUCGUGUAA